Cylindrotheca closterium is the source of this 654-nucleotide messenger RNA. Lineage: Eukaryota; Bacillariophyta; Bacillariophyceae; Bacillariales; Bacillariaceae. The record is from the annotation of a GenBank genome assembly.
AUGGCAACCGCAACCUUCCUCUUGCGACACUCCCGAAAUCUCACUGCUCAUCAUUCACGGCUAGUAACGCUUUCUAGAGCUACAACCUUACAACUACAAGUCAAUCCCAAGCAAAGAACCAAUCUUAUUCAGAACAAUAAUAACAUAUUACGUUUCAUGUCAUCGCUCAAGUCGACACCCGAUCUCUGCGACGACUUUGAAGAUACCAUUCGUGUGGUGGAUCCCUCACUUGGUCUUCACAACUUAGGAGGCAAGAAUCAUUUUGGUGGCCAAGUCGUGACGGUCAAGUGCCAUGAAGACAACUCCUUUGUCAAACAAUUGGCCAAGACGGACGGGAAAGGAAAAGUCAUGGUGGUAGAUGGUGGUGGUUCUCGACGACGGGCUUUGUUGGGAGAUCAAGUGGCUGCGGAUUGUGUGAAUAGCGGAUGGGAAGGGUUGGUAAUUUAUGGAUCGAUCCGAGAUGUCGACGAAAUCAAAGCUCUCAGCUCGUUAGGGGUACAGGCGCUGGGAACUCAUCCCUGCAAGACCCUCAAGCGCAAUGAGGGGCAAACUGGCAUUCCAGUCGAAUUUGGAGGAGUCACGUUUAGUUCGGGUGAUUACGUUGUCUGUGACAACAAUGGAAUUGUUGUGAACGAUGCACCCAUGGACAAGUGA